AAUCAUGCGUGACGUUAAUUAUUUUUUUGUAAUGAAUUUAUUAUAGAUUUUUUAUAAAAUAUGGCCAAACGUUUAAAAUUGGAUGUGUUAAAUGUAUUAUCAGGAUAUCAAAAUUUUCAUAACCUUCUUGCGGGUCAGGAAUCAAGAAUAUAUAAUGGAUUUUCUAGAUUGGUCGUUCCGAGGCCUAUACCGACACGUAGACCGGACUGUAAAUAUUACCAACAGGACUAUGUAAAAAGGCCGACACAAGACUUCGCUAAACUUGUUCUUUCAGAACCAUUGAAAUACAAAACGAUGACGCGCAAACUUUCGAAUACUCCCCUAACUGGAAAAUGGCUCACUACGGUGCACAGCUACCCAAGUGUCCCGCCCGGAUGCGGUAUCCCGUCGGGAAACUCUUACAGCUUUUACUAUGACGUUAAGAAUCCGAAAUGUCCUCCUCCUGCACCCAAAGUUCCAGAAGAUCCUUGCUGCAAACCAAAAAAAAAGGCUCCCGUUUGUCCCGAAGAACCCAAAUGUGACCCCUGUGGUAAAAAGGUUAAGCCGCGAGAUCCAUGCGAACCAAAUCCACGCAAAGGGAAGUGCAACUUCACUGUCCCAAUGAAAUUAUGCAGAUUCUAUAGUACUAAAGGAUGUCCCAAAAGGGGUGACGGAGGUGGUAAAAAAAAAUGUGGCGGUGGAGGAGGAGGAGGAGGUGCCAAAAAAGGUAAGUGUGGUGGAGAUGGAGGUGAAAAACCUAAACCUUGUGCUAGUAAAAAUAAAUCUGGCGGUGGAGGUGUUUGUGGUGCUAAAAAAUCAGGAGGAGAUGGAAAACCAAAAGCUUGUGGUAGCAGAAAGAAAUCAGGCGGUGGGGGUGUUUGCGGUGCUAAAAAAGGAGGAGGUAUGAAAACAAAAUCUUGUGGUAGCAGAAAGAGUUCUACCAGAUCGUGUGGCGCAAAAAGUGGAAAGGAAAAUACGUGUGCAUCACACCGCGCUAAACUCCCGACCCGAACAUGCGGUGGGGGGGGCUCAAAAUCGGGAAAGUGCGGGGGGGCAAGAACUAAACCUAGCAAGUCCAAGUGCGGAAAGUAAAGUGGAUGGAUUUAUUUUAUAUUUAUUUGUGAGAAAAAUAAUGUUGUUGACCACCGAUUGUUACCUGUGACUUUCAUUUAUUAAAUUUUUAUAA
Molecule: messenger RNA, 1165 nt
Organism: Spodoptera litura
Lineage: Eukaryota; Metazoa; Arthropoda; Insecta; Lepidoptera; Noctuidae
Source: RefSeq, a predicted model, not a curated record